Messenger RNA from Gordionus sp. m RMFG-2023, 972 nucleotides. Its product is annotated as cation channel sperm-associated protein 3-like. Gene Ontology annotation, cellular component: acrosomal vesicle; membrane; CatSper complex. The record is from RefSeq and is a predicted model, not a curated record. Gene Ontology annotation, molecular function: voltage-gated calcium channel activity. NCBI's taxonomy places the organism in Eukaryota, Metazoa, Nematomorpha, Gordioida, Chordodea, Parachordodidae. Gene Ontology annotation, biological process: sodium ion transport; flagellated sperm motility; sperm capacitation. Bases 1 to 972 code for a protein of 323 amino acids. The transcript is spliced from 5 exons.
AUGUCUACGACUAACGGUGGUGUUAGAUAUUUAUGUAAGUCUAUCUUGGAGUCCUCAAUUUUUACUAACGGCAUAAUGUUUUUGGUGUUGUUAAACGCGGUUAGUUUGUCCCUCGAAGCCGAUGUUUUUAUAAGGAAACCUUACAACGAUAUAUUCAUGAUAGUGAACGAAAUCUUUUACGGACUAUUCCUGACGGAAUUCCUCCUCAAAAUAUACGUCUUGCGACUCAAAUAUUGGAAAAGCUUUUAUAACAUUGUUGACUUUUGUAUUCUUUGCGGUUUCGCCGUUCAAAAUAUGAUCAACAUUUUAUAUCCAAUUCAGUUCGGGACAGUGGCUCAAAUUUCUGCCUUUAUUCGGAUCCUCAAAACACUGAGAACUCUUAGGCUGAUCACUUUGAUUAAGGAACUGCAGGUUCUGAUGGAUGCUUUGUUAGAUUCUUUGGCAAAAUUUGUGAUCUACGUCAUAAUAUUUAUUUUUCUGGUCAUAUUUUUGUUCGCCUUACUUGGAUACUACCUUUUUGGGCAUAUGGUUAAUAAAGAAGGGUAUUGGAAAAAUUUAUGGGAAGCGCUUCUGUCAAUCCUAACUUAUCUCACAGCUGAAGGUUGGACAGAUAUUCAAUCAGAGUUGGACGCCACGUCUCCUGGUUUGGGAAGAUUUUUUUCGGUUACGGCCUUGGUGGUGGGAAAUUUUGUAUUGAUGAACAUUUUCACCGGCAUUAUUGUGAUGAACAUCAGCGAAGCUCUGAGUUCUUUCAAAGACGAAAAGGAAAUUGUCAACGAAAAAUUGAAGGCUAAGAAAAAGGAAAUUUUAUUUGCCAAGUACCAAAGGGAAAUCACGAAAAUUCAGAAUACUUUGUUAAAUCACCAAAUUUUAAUUUGUCUACAUAUAGGGGAGACCAGGGCUAGUCGCGUCAAAAUUGUCAUAGCUCCGAAAGAUAACGAUCGCAUAAGAUCUUGCAAAAAUACCUAUUAA